Penicillium antarcticum is the source of this 1521-nucleotide messenger RNA. RefSeq lists its product as uncharacterized. The record is from RefSeq and is a predicted model, not a curated record. Gene Ontology annotation, biological process: transmembrane transport. Lineage: Eukaryota; Fungi; Ascomycota; Eurotiomycetes; Eurotiales; Aspergillaceae. Gene Ontology annotation, cellular component: membrane. The coding region runs from base 1 to 1521 and encodes 506 amino acids. The transcript is spliced from 2 exons. Gene Ontology annotation, molecular function: transmembrane transporter activity.
AUGGCGGACGACAUCUCACGAGCUACCAAUGACCGGACAGAGGUCGAGGCCGAGAAGGAGAGGUAUGAGAAUGUCGAGCACAUUGCCUCUACCAAGCAGGAAAACCUCGCUACCCAGAUGGAUCCUGCGCGUCGUGCGGCCGUCGAGAAGCGUCUCAAGUUGAAGCUUGACGCCCGAUGCAGUCUGUUCGUAUUCAUCUAUAUCAUGAACUACCUGGACCGCAACAACAUGGCCGCGGCCCGUCUGAAGGGUCUGCAGGAUGACCUACAACUCAACAACACCGAAUACUCGACGUGUCUGAGUAUCCUGUACGUGGGCUACAUCAUCAUGCAAGUGCCCUCCAACAUGUUCAUCAACCGCAUCUCGCGACCCUCUCUCUACAUCGCCUGUGCCAUGCUUCUCUGGGGUCUCAUCUCCACCAUGUCUGGUAACGCCAAGACCUUUGGACAUAUGGUGGCCAUCCGUUUCCUGCUGGGCUUCAUCGAGGCUGCGUUCCUGCCUGGUGCUCUGCUCAUUCUGUCCAAGUGGUACACUCGCCGCGAGUUGACCUCCCGCAAUGCCCUCUUGUUCUGUGGUAACCUCAUUUCCAAUGCCUUCUCUGCCCUCGUUGGUGCCGGUGUCCUGUCCAACAUGCAGGGCGUCCUGGGCCACGCUGCGUGGCGCUGGCUGUUCUGGAUUGAAGGUGCCGUGACCAUGUUCCUGGCUGUUUUGGCCGCCUUCAUCCUGCCUGAUCUGCCCACCAAUGCUCGCGGUUUCACCGAGGAAGAGCUCCAGGUGGCUCAGCUUCGCAUGUUCGAGGAUGUUGGUGAAGCCGAUACCGACUCCGAGGAGCUCGGUGCCAUGGGCGGUCUGAUUAUGGCCCUGAAGGAUCCCAAGAUCUACGUGAUGAUGUUCACUUUUGUUGCCUACGUCGUUGGAUUGUCUUUCAACGCUUUCUUCCCUACUCUCACCGGUACACUUGGAUUCGGCUACGUCCCUACCCUCCUGAUGAGUGCUCCCCCAUGGGUGUUCUCCUGUAUCUUCUCCGUCAUCAACGCAUGGCACGCGGAUAAAACCCAAGAGAAGGUCUGGCACAUCAUCGGCCCAAUCGCCAUGGGAGCCGUCGGGUUUAUUAUCAGCAUGUCCACCCUAAACGUGGCAGCCCGAUACGUGGCACUCUUCUUGCAGGCAGGCUCCUACGCAGGAUUCAUCGUGUUCUACUCCUGGAUCAGUUCCUCCUUCCCCCGUCCCCCAGCCAAACGAGCCGUCGCCAUCGCCAUGAUCAACGCAUUCAGUCAGCUAGGGAACGUGGCUGGCUCCUACGUCUGGGAUCUCGAUGAUAAUGGCUUCCGAUCUAGCUACGGAAUCGUGCUGGCCAUGUUCGGUGUCACGGUCUUCGGAUGCUGGUACUUCCGCUACAUGCUGCUUAGCCUUAACAAGCAGAUCGAGGCUGGUGAGGUGGCCGACACGACGGAUAAUGAUAUCCUCGAGCAUGCCAACGAGUCUUUGCGCAUGCGCAAGGGUUUCAGAUAUCUGGUUUAA